Messenger RNA from Vicia villosa (hairy vetch), 5139 nucleotides. Its product is annotated as disease resistance protein Roq1-like. The coding region runs from base 311 to 3715 and encodes 1134 amino acids. Lineage: Eukaryota; Viridiplantae; Streptophyta; Magnoliopsida; Fabales; Fabaceae. The transcript is spliced from 4 exons. Gene Ontology annotation, biological process: signal transduction; defense response. Gene Ontology annotation, molecular function: ADP binding. The record is from RefSeq and is a predicted model, not a curated record.
UGUAAAAUAGCCAUUGAUUCAUUGACACUUGACAUUAUUAGUUAUGUAAUAAGUAAAUAAUAGAGGGAAGAAAAGAUAAGUUUUUUAAAUCAAUUUUCCCAACAUUAUUUAAAUUAGUCAUCUCCAACCACCCUGCUUUCCCGCAUGUCAUAAUCUAAUUUAAAUUAAACCAAAAUAAAAAAUAUAUUAUUUCCCAACUUGUUUAUAGAUAAGAUUUCCUUCUUGUUUUGUGUUAGUGACAGACACUAAAACAAAGAGAUAGUCCUCCAUAUUAUUAUUCUUUUCCAACUUCCAUUUCUUCUCUGUUCUCAUGGCUCAUCAAUCACCUUCCUCUCUCUUCUUUGAGUGUCCAUGUACCUAUGAUGUAUUCCUCAGUUUUAAAGGCACUGAUACUCGCUUCGGUUUCACAGGAAAUCUUCACAAAGCUCUUUCUGUUAAGGGAAUAAACACCUUCAUUGAUGAUAAGAAGCUUCGAAGUGGUGACGAAAUUACACCAUCACUUGUGAAGGCCAUUGAAGACUCAAGGAUUUUCAUCCCAGUGUUGUCUAUUAAUUAUGCUUCUUCUUCGUAUUGUUUAGACGAACUUGUCCACAUGAUUCACUGCUCCAAGGAAAAUGGGCGUCUGGUUUUGCCUGUUUUCUACGACGUGGAUCCUUCUCAUGUGAGACAUCAGUCCGGAAGCUAUGGCAAAGCUAUAGCUAAGCAUAAAAAGAAGUUUACAAAAAACAAGAAACAGUACACGCAACCCAUAAAUAUCAUUCUCAUACUCUUCUUACUUGCUCUAGUUCUUCUCUAUUCUCAUGGCUCAACCAUCACCUUAUUUCUUCCCCUCUUAAUUCUCCUCAUCUUUCUUCUCCAAAAUAACAAGAAAGGUUAUACUGAUGGUAUGAAUAGGUUGGAAAAAUGGAAGAUAGCUCUUAACCAAACAGCUAACUUAUCAGGCCAUCAUUUCAAUCCAAGAACCAAAUAUGAGCACGAGAUUAUUGAGAAGAUAGUCAAAGAAGUCUUCAACAAGAUUUAUCGUGCUCGUCUCCAUGUUGCCAAUUACCCUGUUGGAUUAGAGUCUCGAGUGCUUCACAUGAAAUCGCUGAUGGAUGUUGGAUGUGAUCGUGGAGUCUAUAUGGUGGGGAUUUAUGGGACAGGUGGGAUGGGCAAAUCAACACUUGCAAGAGCAACUUUUAAUUUCAUUGCUGAUCAAUUUGAAUGCUUGUGUUUUCUUCAUAAUAUUAGAGAAAAUUCAGAUCAAAAUGGCUUAAAGUAUCUCCAGGAGGAGCUCCUUUUCAAAACAGUUGGACUGGAUGUUAUAUUGGGAGAUGUAAGUGAGGGAAUUCCAAUCAUAAAAAGAACACUAUGCCAAAAGAAGGUUCUUUUAGUUCUUGAUGACAUUGACAAACUCGAGCAGUUGUGGGCUUUGGCCGGAGAACUUGAUUGGUUUGGUCAAGGUAGCAGAGUCAUCAUUACUACUCGAGACAAACGCUUGCUAUCUUGUCACAUGAUUAAAAGAACAUGUGAAGUAGAUGGGUUGAAUGAGGAAGAAUCUUUUGAACUGCUGAGGUGGAUGGCAUUUAAAACUGAAAAUGUUGAUUCAAGUUAUGCAAAUGUUUUAAAUCGUGCAGUAACUUAUGCUUCUGGUCUUCCAUUAGCUUUAGAAGUAGUUGGUUCCAACUUGUUUGGAAAAUGUAUAGAAGAAUGGAAAGAUUUAUUAGAUGAGUAUGAGAAGAUUCCCAAUAAAGAUAUCCAUGAGAUACUUAAAGUAAGCUUUAACAAUUUGAAGGAAAUCGAGCAAAGUGUUUUUCUCGACAUUGCUUGUUGCUUCAAAGGAUAUGAUUUGGUAAAGGUUCAAGAGAUACUUCUUGCGCAUUAUGGUUGCUGCAAGAAGCAUCAAAUUGAAGUGUUAGUUCAAAAAUCACUCAUUAAGUUUAGUUUGUUUAGUACUGUGACAUUACAUGACUUGAUUGAAGAUAUGGGUAAAGAAAUUGUCCGACAAGAAUCACCCGAAGAACCUGGGAAACGCAGCAGAUUGUGGUUUUAUGAAGAUAUAAUACAUGUUUUAGAACAAAAUACUGGAACAGAUCGAAUUGGAGUUAUAUAUCUGAGUUUCCCAUCAUUUGAAGAAGAAAUAGUAGAAUGGGAGGGAGAUGAGCUGAAAAACAUGAAAAACCUCAAAACACUCAUUAUAAAGAAUGGUUUCUUUUCUAAAGGUCUCAAGCAUCUUCCAAACAGUUUAAGAGUACUAGAUUGGUGUAAAUAUCCUUCAGCUGAUAUACCAUCCAAUUUUUGUCCAAAGAAACUUUCCAUAUGCAAACUGAGUGAAGGUUGCCUAACAUCAUUUGAGUUAUCAAGAACAUUAAAGGGGUUCUUAAAUAUGAGAGAAUUAAAUUUAGAAAGUUGUCAAUCUUUAACAUGCAUUAAUGAUGUAUCUGGUCUCCCAAAUUUAGAAAAAUUCAUAUUUCAAAAUUGUGAGAAUUUAGUUACAAUUCAUGCUUCUGUUGGGUUUCUAAAUAAACUAAAAAUAUUGAAUGCUGAGGGCUGCAGCAAACUUAGAACUUUUCCUCCCAUAAAGUUGGCUUCUCUUCAAGUGUUGAGACUUCAAUAUUGUAAAAAUCUCAAGAGAUUUCCAGAAAUAUUACAAGAGAUGGAGAACAUAGAAGCCAUUGUUUUAGAGGGCACUUCCAUUGAAGAACUGUCAUUUUCAUUUCAAAAUUUCACCGGGCUAUGUACAUUACGAAUAUGGGGAAAUGGAAUACUUACAUUACCAAGUAGCAUUCUCAUGCUUCCAAGUUUGUCCUGGAUUAUGGUUGAGGAUUGUAUAUUCUUGCCAAUAAAAAAUGAUAAACUGAUGAGCCCAAAAAUGUCUUCAAAAGUACAAAAUCUCAUCCUCCAAAAUUGCAACAUAUCAAAUACAUUUCUUUCAAUAAUUAUCAAGUGGUUUGCUGAUUUGAAAUAUUUAGACCUAUCAAGGAAUGAUUUCACAAUUCUUCCUGAAUGCCUCGUAGAAUGUAGCUUUCUAAGUAGCAUUGUUUUGGACGGUUGCAAGUUUCUUAAGGAAAUUAGAGGGAUUCCGCCAAAUCUAUACACAUUGUCUGCAUUACAAUGUGAAUCAUUGAAUUCCACAACUAGGAGCAUGCUACUGAACAAGAAGCUACAUGAGGCUAGACACACAAAUAUUUGUAUUCCAAGGGGGAGUGAGGGGAUUCCAAAGUGGUUCGAGCACAAAAGUAGAGGAAUUGAGAGGGUUCCGCAGUGGAUCGAGAAUGAUAACAGAGGACUAACAAUGUCUUUCUGGGUUCGAAACUGGUCGCCUUCCAUAACUUUCUUCUUUUCAACUAAAUGGAUGCAUAACAAGGGCCCUAUCAUUAAAGAUCUUGAUGUAGAAUUUGAUCUGUCGGUCAAUGGCCAUGCUUGUUCCGGGCUAAAACUGUGGAUCCACUCGACACAUGUAUUUCAACUUAAUCUGAAUUGCGGAAAACCUAUAUUGGAUAGAGAACAAUGGAUCCAUGUCGAGCUUGAGGUUAAGUGUACUCUGACAUCGAGACAUCUUAAUGACAAGGUAAUGAAAUCAAUCAGCACAGAAAUGGGAAUCCAUAUGUUGAAGGAGAAAAGCAUAGUUGAUGAUAUCAAAUUCACUAAUCCUUAUAGAAAGAGAAAGUUAGAUGAAUAUCUCAAUAAUUCACAAUCACAGUUUCACCCACUGCUGAAAAAGCAAAGAUCAUGACAACAAAUUUGUAAAUGAUAUGCAUCCCUUGUUGGAUUCUUUUAGCUGAGUGUGCAUCAGUUAUGUGUGUUUUUUUUAUAUUUUGCAACUUCAGAUAGUGUAUUAAGUUUCAAGUUAAUUAUUGACAUUAUGAUUAGGCCAUCAUGGGAAGAGGGACUAUUACACAAUGAAUUAGGCAUGGAUGGUUGGCUUCCAGUUACUUGCAAAUUCAUUUUUUGGUAUAUUGAUAUGUAAUAUGAGCAGCCAAGCAGGCUAAAAGCAAUAGGUAUCACGAUUACUGAACUACUGCAUAUUUAAUUGAGAUUUAGCAUGGAUAUUUUGUUUCUAUGUUUUUUAAAUGACCAGCCUUUGUGCUUCACAAGUGGUGUUGGCAAGUGCUUUGUACUCUGCCUCGGAUAAAGACUGUGCGACUACUUGCUGCUUCAUGCUUUUCCAGCUAAUGAUUGAAGAUCCUAAGUAACAACAAAAUCAUGAGGGUGGAGCGUCUUGUAAGAGAACAUGAGCCCUAAUCAGCAUCGGUAAAUCCAAUUAAAGUUAAGCUUGAAUUAGCUUUGAAGAAUACUCCAUUUGCAAGUGAAUUAUUUAAGUAAUGAAUGAUCCUCAGUGUUGCAUUAAAGUGAGUUGUGGUAGGGUUGAAUAUAAAUUAGCCGAGUCUGCAAAAGAAAAACACAUGUCAGGUAUCCAAUGUGUUAAAUAAAUCAAUUUACCUAUUAGACGUUUGAACUGUGUUGGAUCAUUGAGAAAGUUUGUUCGGUCAGCAUGUAAAUUAAUGGUGGGAUGCAUUAGAGUGGAGUCCAGUUUGGAUUCUACACAAAUCCAGGCGGUAUUUUCUUGGACAUAAAGAGAUGCCUUAGGAAGACCUAGCUAUUUUCAAACCAAGGAAUAUUUAAGGUCUCCCAGGUCCUUGAUGUUGAAUUUACUGUCCAAGACAGUCUUAACAGUAUUGAAAUCAAAUAAGUUAGUUCAUGCAAGAAUAAGAUCACCCACAUAUUCUAAUAUAGCAGUAGAAGAUAAGUUAUGCUUUUUGAUAAACAAAGAAUAGUUAGACUUGGAUUAGGUGAAGCCUAAAUCAAAGAUGGUAAAGGUGAGCUUAUUGUUCCAUUGUUUGUUGGCUUGCUUGGUGCCAAAGAUAGAUUUCCUAAGUUUACAAACAAGACUUUUGGGGAAAUUAUGAAGUCAAGUGGGCAUUUCAUAUAAACAUAUUUAUCUAAAUCAUCAUGGAGAAAGGCAGUAGUUCUAUCCAAUUGAUGUAAAUACCACCCCUUAGAAGCUGCAAUAGAUAAAAGAGUUCUUAUGAUUGUCAUUUUGACAACAGGGCUGAAAGUGCCAUGGUAAUCAAUGCCCUCUAUUUGAGUAAAACCUUUGGCCACCAAACAGACAGUGUACCUAUCUUUAGUACCAUUAGCAUGGAAUUUUAACUUAAU